Molecule: messenger RNA, 3236 nt
Organism: Bombina bombina (fire-bellied toad)
Lineage: Eukaryota; Metazoa; Chordata; Amphibia; Anura; Bombinatoridae
Gene: CTDSPL
Product: CTD small phosphatase like
Molecular function (GO): RNA polymerase II CTD heptapeptide repeat phosphatase activity
Source: RefSeq, a predicted model, not a curated record
UCACCAUCAAACCCCGCACGCCUCUCGCUUCCAGAACACAGUCCCACAUGAAUUAGACUAAGUUCAUUAACUACUUUGCUGCUAGAUACUAGGUUAGCAGUCGUUUGCUAGGCGAUGUGUUGCCGACCUCUGUGGCAGCUAAGGGUUAAUCCCACGACAGCCACUCCUGUUGUUUAUGUUGGUGCGAAGCCCGUCCCCUCUCCGCCUCCAUGUUGGGAAGGUCACGGCACAAUCUAGGGGAAGGGAGAGGAAAAGGGGCGGGGAAGUUGAGACUGGGCUGAGAGGAAAAGGAAAGCCUGUCAAACCGCCCCCUCCUGAGGGAAAACAGGGUCUCGCCGAGGAACCGUUAAUCCCCGGGAGAGCCAGCCCAGCGUCCCGGGAGCGACCCCCCCCCCCUCCCUAGCGUGUGUUUUGUGACCGACCCGUAACCUGAACGUCUCCCGUCAUCCUAAACCAGUCCGCCAUUAAUCCCGCUGUCAGGGGGAUCCCUCUCCUGUGCCGCCUUCCCGGACCCCGCCUGGACUUCAUGCUGAGAAAGCGAAGGAAAAUCCAGGGAGCCGACCCGGCCUCGGGGAUCCUGAGCGACUUGGCCGCCGGGUAACCCGAGCCUCCUGCCUAUCUGACUGCGGAUUAUAUUGACAGGAGGAGAAUUCUACCCGUUUCCAUGGACAACACGUCCAUCAUCACCCAGGUCACUAACCCCAAGGAGGAGGGGAUCCUGUCCUGUGCCCAGGAGAAGGUUUCCCAUUGUAAUAUCAGCUUGAAAAAGCAGCGGAACCGGAGCAUCUUCAGUUCGUUAUUCUGCUGUUUUCGAAGUUAUAAUGUUGAGCCACCAACCUCCAAUAACAACUCCAGUCCCCUUCCUCCUCUUGUGGAAGAAAAUGGGGGCAUACAGAAGGGCGAUCAGGCGCAAAUCAUUCCCAUAUCAAGUCCACCUACAAAAUACCUCCUUCCAGAACUGAACGUAUCUGAUUAUGGAAAAAAAUGCGUGGUCAUUGACCUGGAUGAAACUUUAGUCCACAGUUCAUUUAAGCCUAUUAACAAUGCUGAUUUCAUUGUCCCUGUUGAAAUUGAUGGAACAAUACAUCAGGUCUAUGUGCUGAAAAGACCACACGUAGAUGAGUUUCUUCAGAAGAUGGGCGAGCUCUUUGAAUGUGUCCUUUUUACAGCCAGUUUAGCAAAAUACGCUGAUCCAGUGGCAGAUUUGCUAGAUCGUUGGGGAGUAUUCAAGGCAAGACUCUUCAGAGAAUCCUGUGUAUUCCACCGAGGGAAUUAUGUGAAAGAUCUAAGUCGUCUCGGAAGAGAGUUGAAUAAAGUAAUUAUCGUGGAUCAACUCCCCAGCUCAUAUAUAUUCCAUCCUGAGAAUGCAGUUCCGGUACAAUCUUGGUUUGAUGACAUGACUGAUACAGAACUGAUGGAUCUAAUUCCCUUCUUUGAAGGACUUAGCAAAGAAGAAAAUGUUUACAACAUGCUCCACAAACUUUGCAACAGGUAGCCAUGGUGCUGCUUCCUUCCAUCAGUGCACAUCUAAGAACUGCGGACUGAGCUUUAUCAGUUAAACUUUGCUACUAUAUCAUGACACCUAUGAUACAAAGCAAAAUGUUCUGGUGAAGACAUACAUUGUAUACAGGAAACUCUGCUCUUGUUCUUCCAGGGGUUUGAGUGAUGCCAUUUUUAGCUCAAGUUAAACCUUUGUUGCUGAAGAGCCAAGCAACCAAUUGAAUCAUGUUUUGCAGCUUCACAGCAUUUCAGAACAAUGAAGAACUAAACUAGAUAUUUUUAAAGAACUGUUUUCACAAAUUUUCAUAAAAUUGAACUUUUCAGGCUUUUUAUAAAGAAAAACACACCAAAUAAAAAAAACUAUAGAUAUAUAAUCAACAAAGUAUAAAUAAAACUGCUUGAUGCUGGCAGCAUUUGUAGUUUGCCCUUCUAGGUUGCCCCUACACUAUGCAGACCGUUUCCCCUUUGCUUAGAGCAGUUGAUCUGACUCUGAUAUUUUUUCCUACGGAUAAAGUGCCUUUACCAGUGUUGAUUUUAAGAAAGAAUUACAUUUUCUACUUUCCAGGCGUGAGGUUUUUAACGUCUUGAUGCUUUAAAUGGAACAAAACUUUCUAAAGCCCUUUUUACAGGGAGGAAAAAAACUGGGGUUAUAGAUGCAGGUUGCAAAUUUUCCAUUUUUCAGUUGUGUUAAGUUUUAGGAAUUUCAAAUAUCCAAAUGUACUUAUUAUACAGUUUGAGACAAUAUGCUUUCUCUAUUUACUGAUUAUUAUUUAUGUACAAUUCCCUUUAGACAUAGCAUUUGGUAAAUAAAAUUAAAUUUUUUUUUUCUCUCCAUAAAACAAAAUAAAUGAAAAACACGCAAGCUUUUGGAUCUUUGUGGUGGCGUUAAGGUCACUGUAGCAUCAACUUAACAGAUCAUUUAUAUUCUCUUCAUACGCACAACUCGAUUCUUUUAAAGGACGUUGUAGGAAUAUUAAGUAGUAUUGAAUAAUGUUCUACGGGAAGAAUGGGAAAAAAAAAAAAAAGAUCUAUUUAUUUAUAAAGAGUUUCAUUUUACUAUUGAAACUAUGCUGGAUGCAUUGAGUUGUUUGUAUAAGGUUUUAUUUUUUUAACUGCUGCUACUGUCCAGUCGCCAAAUAUGUUGACCACCGGCUGUCAAACUGUUCUCUGCCACUGUGCCUAUGCUUUGAAUAUAUUCACUAUUUGCUGCAGACUCCGGCAGUACAUAGAGAUGAUAUAUAACAACUGUUAUCACUCUAUGAAUUGUAUACCUUUUUCUAAUUGUUUUUAAGGUAUGUGUAUUUAGCCUCAGGAAUACACUUUAUUUUUUUUUGUAGAGGUUUUACUGCCCGGAGGGCAAAAAUUCAUUUUUUUUUUCUCCCACGAUGAAAAUGUCAAUAGUAAAAAAAUUUUUUAUAAUAAUCUUCAUUUGGAACCAUGUUUUUGAUCCCCCAUAGGCACAUCAUAUAAUUUCACAUUUUAUGAACCAGUGUUUGUUUUUGCUCAUUAAUUGAGUUGCCCUUAAUAUCAAUUAAUGCUGAAUCAACUGUAGUUUUUCCCCAUACGUUGUAAUUUUUAGUAAAAAAUAAAUUAAUAUAUAUGGUAAGUUUGAUGGAAUUUAUUGUAAUUGUCCCCCAAUGUACUGUUCUCGGUUUACAGCGUUUUAUCAGUGAAGUCUUGUAAACCGUAUCAUGGCAUUUGUAAUAAAUACCUGAUGGUGCAUACAUCUUAACAAA